AUGCCGAGUCGAUUGAUAUUCAUAACGACAUCACUCUUCCUCACUCACUUAUCUGUUGGCAUUCAUGCUAACAUUCCAUCCUCUGUCUCAUCUCCGGCUCCGAUAAGACACCAACCCGCUGGUCAUUCGCUCGACAUCCCAGCCCGAAACAGCGUUCUAGCCAGUGAUCUCGAAGAGAUCAUUCUGAAUGGCCCCAAUGAGCAAAAGGCCCGCGAGUGGAAUCUCCACUAUACCUCCGAGCCACAUUGGCUGGGUCAAGGAGAAUCUCUCGCCAAAUGGCGGGAAUUUGGAGUUGAGAACACCACCAUCAAGUCAUAUCCAGUCCCAAAAUCGCCCAGCAUACCGUCGUAUCAAAGGCUCGCUUUACUCGAGAGGAAGCCUGGGGACGCCGACGGCCAAAAUGACACAGAGUUAUUCAUCGCUAGCUUGAACGAAGGUUCGACCUUCGUGAACCCCAUCAGUGGAAAAAUCAUCAGCACUCCUCAAUUCUUCUCCAGUACGCCAAGCGCAAAUGUUACGGCACCCUUUGUGUUCGUGAAUUUUGGUCUGGAUUCAGACUACGAUGACCUCCAACAAUCAAAUAUCGAUGUGAGUGGUAAGAUCGGGAUUAUGAAACAAGGUUCCUUGACUGUCGGGCCCGCCCUGUCUAAAGCACAGGAGAGAGGCUUGGUGGGCUUGAUAUUUUAUCUCGAUCCGGAGUUUGACGCAAACGUCGCCGAAGCACAUGGCUACCUGCCGUUCCCUGAAGGCCCGGCUAGGGCACCAGGUAGCAUUGUGCGGCGAGGCAUUGACGCUCCAGAUCCAUUACUAAAGAUUCCCACCAUUCCAAUCUCAUAUUCCGAGGCCCUCCCAUUUCUCAAGGCUCUCAAUGGCCAUGGACCACAGGCAAGCGAGAUCGGCACCACUUGGCAGGGAGGGCAGCUAGGAUAUCUCGGGGUCAAUUACAAUGUUGGACCAUCACCGGACGGCUUGAUGAUUAACCUGGUGAACAUCAUGCAGACUUCAAACGUCUCUGUAUACAACGUGAUCGGGACGAUCAAGGGCGAGACUGAAGACGAAGUGAUUGUCCUAGGAAACCAUCGUGAUGCGUGGGGUGCUGGUGCCGGUGAUCCAAAUAGUGGUUCUGCGGCACUAAACGAAGUCAUCCGUACCCUUGGUACCGCUAUGAAGAAAGGCUGGAAGCCAUUCAGAACCCUGAUAUUUGCCAGUUGGGAUGGCAAGGAGCCAAGCAGCUGGGGAGCUGCCCUUUGGGUAAAGGAUAAUCUUCCCUGGCUGUCUGAAGCGGCUGUCGCUUAUCUUGAAAUCGAGACUGCUGCAACUGGCACAGAGAUCUUCACCAAAGCCAGUCCACUUCUACGCGACGUCAUCUAUUCGGCUGCUGCGAAGGUUCUCUCCCCUGACCAGAGUAAGCCGGGACAGAGUGUCUUGGAUGUAUGGGGUGGUCAUAUAGAACCGGAAGGUGGAGGAGACACUAAUAUAUUCGUUAGCAAUGGCAUUGCCUCCCUCAAUCUUGGCUUUGCUCCUGGUCCAACGGAUCCUGUCUUCCACUGGCACUCGGACUUUGACGAUAUACAGUGGAUGGACAACUUUGGGGAUCCAACCUAUGAGUAUCAUACUGCAAGUGCUAAACUAUGGGCGCUGACUGCAACACAAUUGGCCGACGAGCCGGUCCUUCCCUUCAAUGCUACGGCAUACCCUGUUUCACUGGGCAGUUAUUUAAACGAGCUGAAGGUCACCUUGGAAGAGGCGUCAUCAGACGAAGCCUAUCAGCAAGGGCAAGAUUCCUGUACUGUCAAUCUGCAACCAUUGGAAGACGCUAUUGCAGAGCUACACCAGGUGGCUGUUCAAUUUGACACGAACGCAGCAGACCUUGCAGCGAGGCUGAACCAAAAGAAUACGACCAUCACGGCUUCAACCUACCAGGAAGAUAAGACGAUCCAAGAUAUUAACCGAAAGUACAGAACAUUUGAGGGGCAAUUCGUGGUUCCACCAGCUAGUCCAGGAGCAAGAGCACAGCACGUUGUGUAUCCGCGAACCUCGUACAGAACUAUUCUACCUACUUUUCCUAGUAUCACGAAGAACGUGACAAACGGUAAUUGGUGCGAUGCAGAGGUAAUUUCUUUCUCGCCCUCUCAGAAAAGGAGAUGA
Molecule: messenger RNA, 2148 nt
Organism: Aspergillus oryzae RIB40
Lineage: Eukaryota; Fungi; Ascomycota; Eurotiomycetes; Eurotiales; Aspergillaceae
Exons: 2
Coding region: 1-2148 (715 amino acids)
Molecular function (GO): carboxypeptidase activity
Source: RefSeq, a predicted model, not a curated record